AUGACGUCCCGGUCCCGGUCCCCCUUCCCCUUCCUCCCAGCAGACACAGAGACGCCUCAAAGUCUCGCGAGAGCGGCAGAGGUAUUUAAAGGCCCGGUUGGGGGUUCUGCGGCCUUGUUUAGCGCGCGAAGGGGCAGGGGCAGCUCGGCCUCAAGCUCACGGCCAGCCUCAAAAAGAAAAGCAGGAACUUGGAAUUCAGGAAGACUUGUUGGGCGACCUGAGAAUCCAUCUGGUACUGAAGCAGGUGGCGGUCCUUCUGCAGAAUCUUCAGCAAACUCUGGAGGUCCACCUAAGUUGCCCAAGCCAAAACUUGACCUGAAAGCCUUCUUUGACUAUCGCUUCAGAAGGAGGCAGCAAAGAGAGGAACAGUACAGGAAACGGAGGCUCAGAAGCCCUCGGGCAGAAGCGGCCCCUAAACACAAGAGCCCAGAACCGCUUGCCAAGAGACCGCGGCUCAGAGUCUCAAAGGCAGAGCGAAGGAGAAGGUACAGGGAGCGGAGCCCUCUGUUUCCUUUUGUGCAGAAACUCUAUGGAACAAAACACAUUCCCGUCAGGAUGGAGUGUUUGUUUGAGCACGCAGCUUUGGAAGGAUUCUUCAAAUACAUUCGUAUGCAGAAGUAUGAGCACCACCUCAAGGAAUCUCUGGCACAGCUGGGGGCUGCAGAGGAUCUAGAACAGGAGAGUCUGGACUCACGGAGGCACAAAUACUUGGAUGACGACGGCCCUCUUUCUCCCAUUGAGGAGACAAGUGGAGAAGACCCGGAUGAGAGUUGUGACACAGAAGACAUUGGUGCCAAGAUUGUGGAGAACAGCUGUUUCAUAUUAAGUAGCAAAAUCCCAAAGAAGAAGAAAUCCAAGAGGAAGACCAAGUGA
Molecule: messenger RNA, 873 nt
Organism: Euleptes europaea (tarantolino)
Lineage: Eukaryota; Metazoa; Chordata; Lepidosauria; Squamata; Sphaerodactylidae
Gene: TAF1D
Product: TATA-box binding protein associated factor, RNA polymerase I subunit D
Exons: 5
Coding region: 1-873 (290 amino acids)
Biological process (GO): regulation of DNA-templated transcription
Cellular component (GO): RNA polymerase transcription factor SL1 complex; nucleus; nucleoplasm
Source: RefSeq, a predicted model, not a curated record